Messenger RNA from Heterostelium album PN500, 282 nucleotides. RefSeq lists its product as uncharacterized. The record is from RefSeq and is a predicted model, not a curated record. NCBI's taxonomy places the organism in Eukaryota, Evosea, Eumycetozoa, Acytosteliales, Acytosteliaceae. The transcript has 2 exons. Bases 1 to 282 code for a protein of 93 amino acids.
AUGUCAUCCCAGUUAUUUGUAAAUCUUUACAUUGUUAUUGGUUGUUUACUAGGAAUAUGUAUGACGGUUUUCUCAAUAUACCUUAUGUAUCUAACUACAAAUCAAUGUAUGGCACAACCAAAAAGAAAAAACGAAGUUAUUUUACAAGAACCUAAAUCCAUUACAAUAACAAUAGAAUAUUUUAAUCCUAAUAAUACUGAAAAUAAUAAUAAUAAUAAUAAUAAUAUUAAUAGUGAAUAUGAAUCCAAGAAUAUAGAAAUGUCUAUAAAAAAUAGUGAUUAA